Iphiclides podalirius (scarce swallowtail) is the source of this 2682-nucleotide messenger RNA. Lineage: Eukaryota; Metazoa; Arthropoda; Insecta; Lepidoptera; Papilionidae. The record is from the annotation of a GenBank genome assembly.
AUGAAAGUUAAAUUGGCAGCACAAACCUUGAGCCAUACAGUUGCCGCUGGGAUGAUGGCAAAAAUUUCCGAAGGAACAUUGAAUCCAGAAGCAGUUGCAACUGCAGGUGUCAUUUCAAACAUGGAUAAACUGUUUGAUUCUGUCAACAGCGACUCUCCAGAUUUGCGCCGUGGAAAAAUACAUGCAACAAAUUUAAAACCCACCACACCACAUCUGCAAUUAUUUAAAGAUAUGAAAUUAUUUUUUAAUACUUUAAAAUUUGUAGGCUGCACACGCACACCACCUUCAAAAGAAGGAUGGAUUAGUAAAUUUGUGUCACGAAAUUUCUACAGCACUCAAGGCGCCAUGAUAACGGCGGUGAAUGACUUUCUAGAUGACCUGCGGUACCUCCUGGCGAGGGAAUCCCGUCUUCUGGCGCUGGGCAAGAAACCAGUCAAUAAGAAGAUCGCGAAUUUCGUGAAAUCCGAUGGCUCCGGAGUAUGGGGUGAUUUUUUGGACACGUUCAGCGAGGACCUCACGAGGAAUUUAAACGUCUACCAAAUGAGGUUCAUUGAAGACGUAAGCGGCCGCAGCUCUGAGAGAAGAUUCCCGUUUAGUGACGAUUCUAUUGAUGUGUUUAAACAUCGCAGAAUGCAUUUAUGUGGCGGCAAAAUGACCGAGGCACCUAUAGUGAAGGUGGAGCAGGGCGCGCUGCAAGGCCGCGUCGCAAACAGCCCUUCGGGGAGGGCUUUCUACAGUUUUCAGGGGGUGCCCUACGCAAAACCACCCCUGGGCUCGCUUCGGUUUAAAGCCCCGCAGCCGCCGGAGCCCUGGGACGAUGUCCGCGACGCCACAUCCGAAGGCAACAUCUGCGCGCAGAUCGACCCCAUCACCAAGGGCUACGCAGGCGACGAGAACUGCCUCUUCCUCAACAUAUACACGCCGGACCUGGAGGGGCAUUCCCUGCCUGUGAUGGUGUUCAUCCACGGCGGCGGCUUCCUGUUCGGAUCGGGCAGCGCGACGAUGUACGGCGGGGACUACCUGGUGGAGAGGGACGUGGUGGUGGUGACGGCGAACUACAGGUGCGGCGCGCUCGGCUUCCUCGCCCUGGACACGCCCGAGGUGCCCGGCAACGCGGGCCUGAAGGACAUGGCGCUGGCUCUGCGCUGGGUCCAGAGCAACAUCGGCAACUUCGCCGCGGGGACCCGGCCAACUCCGCUCACGAGGAACCUGAUCAGCAAGGCGAUCAUCCAGUCCGGCACGGCGCUGAGCAGCUGGGCGCUGCAGACGCAGCCGCUGGAGCAUGCGCGGACUCUGGCUGGCUCACUCGGCUGCGAGGCGAACAGCGUCGACGAAAUCCUCGAAUUCCUCUCGACCACCCCCGUAAAGGACAUAGUCGAGGCGACGAGCCAACUGCAGACCGUGGAGCGCUUCUACGAGCAGGGCUCCAACUAUUUCGCGCCGGUCGUAGAGAAGGAGUUCCCUGGCGUGGAGGCGGCGUUGACGGAGUCCUUCAUAGGGCUGCUGACGUCCGGCCGGCUGGCCGACAUACCCGUCAUGAUAGGCUCGACCGCGCUCGAAUUCGCUAAAGAGAGACAGGGCGAUCUGCAAGCGUACAUUCCGCGGGAGCUGCACCUGAAGAGGGACAGCGAGGAGUCGCUGGCGGUCGCGGAGGGCAUCGAGAGGGUGUACUUCAAGGGCGCUGAAGACAACGCGCUGGAGAGGCAGCGGCUGCUCUCCGACGUGCUGGUCAACGUGGACACGCACAGAUACGUCCAGUACCUGGUGAAGGCGACCAACAGGCCGAUAUACUACUACAAGUUCGACUACGUCGGCGCGCUGAAUCUGUCGAAGCGGCUGGGCGACGGCCAGGAAUCGGAGUAUGCAGCGCACCUGGACGAGCUGGGCUACCUCUUCAAGAACGACUAUCAGAAGGAUGUAGAGCCCACGGCGCAGGAUGUCAAGAUGCGCGAGCGGAUGCUGAGGCUCUGGACCAACUUCGCCAAAAUUGGGAACCCGACGCCCGACGAGAACCAUUACUUGAAGGUGACCUGGCUCCCCGUCACCAAGGACAAGCUCUACUACCUGAAACUGGGCGGCGAACUCUCGCUGGAGACCAGCCCCGACAAGGAGAGGAUGGACUUCUGGGACGAGGUCUACGAGAAGCACUUCAAGAUCUGGGACCAGCCGCGGAUCAGCGCAGAGGCGCAGACGAGGGUCGAGGUCGUCGACUUCGUCAAGCACGAGACCUCAUCUUCCACUGUGGAGACGAAGGAGACGUUGAUCGAGACCUUCGAGCAGAUCGUGGUCUCGAGCGAAGACUCACCCUCGGAGCAGCCGGAGCCGGUGCCGGAGCUGCCAGCCGCGCCAGAGCCGCAGUCCCCUCCAGAGCUGCCAGCCGCGCCAGAGCCGCAGUCCCCUCCAGAGCUGCCAGACGCGCCAGAGCCGCCAACCGUGCCAGAACUGCCAGCCGUGCCGGAGCCAGUGGCGGCGGUGCCGGCCUCCAACGGCGUGAAGGAGCCCCACGUGAACGGCCUGGAGCAGAAGAAGCCUCGGACCUCCAACGAGAUAAAGAUGGUGCAGCAGAGCAACGGCCACCCCAAAGACGUGAUCAGGGCCAACGACCCCCCAGAAGACGACCUGCCCAAGAACAUAGGCGUGAACAAGUUCGUCAACUUCUUCGAAUCGCUCGGCGGCAAGAAG